AUCGUUUUUUCGCAGUGGAAAGAAAGUGACGUUUUUGUGUAACUUGAGUGAUUUUUUGGUUAACAGAAGAAGGAUCCAAGAUCUACCGGAAGUGAGUCCGAAAAUGGGGGACGAAAAGAAGAAAAAGGAGGAGCAGAAGGAAGAUCCUUGUGCGGCAUUCGUUGGAAGUUACGUAUUGAAGACGAUGCGGCUGAAGGACGAAAAGUGGCAAAAGCUGAUGGGCAACGAAGAGCUCAAGAUGAUCGUGAUGGAGUGGGUCAAGCGGGCGCCGGUCCGCCGGUUGAUCGUCACGUUGAGCAACGCCGGGGCGCUGAUUCCGACGCAUUAUUUUCCCACGACCAGCAAGGGCAAGCGGUGCUUCUUCGUGAAGAUCCGCGAGACGGUGCUGGACAUUGACAACAUCAGGGAGCAAAUCAUGUACGGUGACCUGUCCGCGGGGCCGAUCGACGACCUGGCCGUCAUCGUGGACGAGGUGUUCUACCCGAUCAUCAGCAACCCGCGCAACCAGGACGGCUGGCCGGACGUCAUCAAGAAGGACGUGGACAGCCACUUCCAAGACCUGCGGAACAUCAUUACGGAGGUGAAGGGUAACAUCAUUAAUCAAACGCUGCUACCGAUGCCCAUCUCGAUCGGCGAGGUGGAAAACGUUGGCCAGCAGGUUGCCGAAGGAAAUCUGGACGGUUGCUCGCUCAAGAUGAAGAACUCGCUCGAGGGAAUCGUCAUCAAGUGGGCGUACCAGAUCAACGAUGUCCUGAAGGAAGACUCUUCAAUGGUGUUCAAAGACGGCGCCCAACCGUCCCCGCUAGAGGAGAUCAUCUUUUGGGAUUCGCGCCAAAGCAACCUGCGCAACAUCUACAACCAGCUGUUGGAACCACGCGUCAAACAGAUCGGGGUCAUCCUGGAGGGUAUCGAUUCAGUGUACUAUUCGUCGUUCAAGUCUACGUUUCAAAGUGUAGUGCAGGCGGUGCACGAAGCGGAUGAUAUCACGUUGUACCUGAAGCCAUUGCGAAAGCACUUUGAGACCUUCGAGAGUACCGACUUUACCGAUUCGCUCGAGCUGAUCGCACCGAUGUUACACUGCGUGUGCCUGCUGUGGGCACACUCGUUCUACUACGGCACGAACGCCCGCAUGAUGAUUCUGUUCAAGAUGGUUAGCAACAUGAUGAUAACGGAGGCGUGCAAGUGUCUCGAUCCGGGCUCGUUGUUCCAGGGCGAGCCGGACGAGUGUCUUAUCAAGGUCAGCAACGUGAUUGAUAUUUUGUUGUACUACAAAGACCAAUUUCACUCGUUCCGUGCCCGGCUUGACGACUUUCGGCAGUCCAACACGCAGCCAACCUACUGGACGUUUCAGCUGCAGUCGAUCUUCAGUCGGUUGGAUCUGUUUUUGGGCCGGCUGGGUCAGGUAAAGGACAUUUUCCACACGGCGACGGAGUUCCGUAAGCUGGAGAAGGUCGAAAUCGGUGGGCUGCGAGGGCGUGCCAUCUCUCGCAAGAUUCAGGAGGUGUUUGACGACUUUAACAAGCUGUACCUUCGCUGGGGAUCGAUUCAAUACGACCCGCUGGACCCCGAUCCAAGCGAGAAAAGCUUCGAGCGGGAUCGUGCCCGCUAUCAGGAGAAGACUGACAUUCUGGAGAGGAAGCUGGCGGCACAAUUUGUGUUGGCGUUCGACGAGUGCUUCAACGUGGAGCAGCUUAUGAAGUUGGUGCAGAUCUUGGGCACCCUGCUGAACAGACCGCUGAUCCUGACGGACAUUCGACGCAAGAUUGCCAACAUCGUGCAUUUGUACAACAAUGACUUGAACAUCGUGAAGAGACUUUUCGACGAAGGGGUGGCAGCGUACGAAAAGCAUGGAUUGGAAGGAAUACCAAUUGAUACGGGAUUUCCACCAGUUGCCGGAGCAAUCCUGUGGAUCCACAAGCUGCGCGAUCGUGUCGCCAAACCGAUGGCUGACCUGAACAUGGUGGAAUAUCCAUUGUUCCAAGGAGAAGACGACGACUUUGUGAUGAAAAACUUCCAGGAGAUGAUGCGUCACCUGGAUACGUUCGAGAGCAAGCUGUUCAAAGAGUGGAGCUCGGGCGUCCCCAAAAAGAUCUCAACCCAUAUGAACAAAGCACUGUUGGUUCGCAAGGACGAUCAGCUACUGGAGAUGAACUUCAACCACGUGCUGGUGAUGCUUCUACUGGAAAUCAGCUACAUGAAACGCAUGGGACUGGCCAACAUUCCGGAGAAGGCGAAGGAGUUCUCCGCGCUGGAGGAAGCUCUCUGGCAAGCCCGCAUGAAGUUGAUGCGCAUCGUCGAGUGGUAUAACGAGAUUCUGGAGACGUGUGUACCUUGCGAGAGGGAGCUUAUCAAGAAGGAGGUACUCGAAAUUGACAAGAUCAUCGAGCAGGCUUGCUCGGGACGAAUCGAUUGGAACAACUACGAGGCGUCGUUCAUCGACGAGUUUUACGACAAGUUGAAGAACUUGCACACUCGAGUCAUGAAGGCGCAGAACAACAUUCUCAAGAUUCGUGACAGCAUCCGGAGCUGGGGUCAGGUUCCGAUGUAUCAGCGCAAGGAUGCCAGCACCGAUGGUCUGCUGGAUAUCGAGGAUCGUCCGGGCAAGGUUCAACGACGGCUAGAGGGAUGCUUCGAUACGAAGAAGUUGAUCGAUGUGGCGAUGGAGCAAAACUUCCGAUAUUUUUUCGACUAUUUUGUCAAGUCUGAGAUAAAGAUUUCCGAUGUUUCGGUACGAAAACCCGCCACAAAUGAGUCGCUACCAGUGGUGAGGGAACUUUCGGAGAUCAAAAUUGAAGAAGAAGAAGCAGGUUCUUCCUGUCUGCCGAUUUCGUCUUGUCUGGAAACGUCUGACCUGGACAGAACCGAAUCGCAAAUGGUACUGUUCCGACCAUAUCAGGAGUAUGUCGACUCGCUGGUGUCCAAAGAGAUCCUGGACUCGAUUCACACUAGUGUGCGUUACAUCAAGUUUGAGAUGGAAGACCGACUGGAGCACGGUGCACCUAUCUUCGAGAUUAAGUACGAGCUGCAUCCACCGAAAACCCGGUUUGUUCCAACGCUGGAUCCCUUCGAUCCUACAGGAUUUUUAGCACUCGUUGAAGGACUCAUGACGGACAUCUACUGCAUGUGUACCAUUCCAAGGGUGGCGCAACCGCCGGAAAGUGAGCGAACCAACGAAGACGGAGAAGUGCAACUGGCCACUUAUUUCGGUCACCUCGAGAAUCAGCAAGAGAUAGAGCAAAUGAAGGACUCGAUAAUCAACCGAGUCAUUGAGACGGUUCGCGAGGCAGAAGAAUACACCCAGCGGUUUGACGAUUACAACUACCUGUGGCUGGACGAUAAACACAGCGUGCUGGAACAGUUCCUCAAGUACGGUCGCCCUCUGACGGCAGACGAGAUGGAAAUGCUGCUUUCGGCCGAAACUCCCCUCCGAGAGAUCGCACCGACGCUCGAUCAGUUCAAGCUUCAGAUUGACAGCUAUUACGAUCUGUACGACAAGAUCUUUGUCAACAUGGACAUUUCCACGGUGUUUGACAAGUGGCUGUCGAUUGAUUUGCGCCACUUUAAGACGGUUCUGCUGAUUGAGAUCAGCAAGUGGUCGAACCUGUUCAAGAAGAACCUCAUCGACAAGGUGGUCAACAGCUUGCAAGAGCUGGAAGAGUUCGCCAAUGAGUGUGACGAAAUUUUCAUCCUGGAAGCAGCCGAAGAAGACUUCCCGACGCUGUUGAAAAUUCUUUCGGCGCUGAACAAGCUGAAAGAGCGGGAGAACAUGUAUGACAACAUGUUCGAACCGCUCAAGGCCACCGUCGACCUGCUCAAGGGCUACAACGUUGAGUUCGACGAGAACGUGUACAAACAGUUCGCCGAACUGCCGGAGCGAUGGCUUCACAUCAAGAAGACAGCUUCAAAGGUGCGCGAAAAGAUAGCUCCGGCUCAGGCGUACCAGGUUGACCUGAUCAAAAAGCGAAUCACACUGUUCGACAUCCGUUCCAAGUUGUACAGGGAGGGCUUCAAGAAGCUGGCAUUCUUUAAGGUUCCCUGUGAAAACGUGUACCAGAUGUGCAAUCAGGUCAACCUGGAGCUGAACAUCAUGGAGACCCAGAUGAAGAAUCUGUGCGACUCCGCCGCGCUGUUUGAGCUGAAUCCUCCGGAUGAUAACAAGCUGCGGCUGUGUCGGAAAGAGAUCCGCCAGGUCAAGCAGAUCUGGGACUUUGUGUACGCGGUCGAGUCGUGCGUCAACGAUUGGAAGAAAACACCGUGGAAGAAGAUCGACGUCGAAGCGAUGGAGGUGGAGUGCAAAAACUACGGCAAGCAGAUCCGUCUGCUGGACAAGGACAUGCGCGGCUGGAAUCCGUACACGCACGUCGAGGCGGUGCUGAAGAAUCUGCUGACGUCGCUGAGGGCCAUCACGGAGCUGCAGAAUCCGGCCAUCCGCGAGCGGCACUGGAUCGAGCUGAUGCACGCGACCAAGCUGUUGAAAACUUAUGGAAGGGAAAUGUUGGUUCGCUUCCGGAUGGACGACUCGACGACCUUGGCCGACCUGCUCGAGCUAAACCUACACAACUACGAGGAAGAGGUGAAGACCAUCGUUGACAAAUCGGUCAAGGAGAUGGGCAUGGAGAAGAUAUUGCGGGAUCUGGAGGUGGCCUGGAAGGAUUUGGCUUUCGAGCAUGAGGUGCACGAACGAACCGGGCUGAAGAUGAUCAAGGUGUCGGAGGAGGUCAUCGAAAUGCUCGAGGAAAACCAGGUCCAGCUGCAGAACCUCAUGUCGAGCAAGUACAUUGCGUACUUUUUGUCGGAAGUGUCCAAGUGGCAGCUGGCGCUGUCCAACGCGGAUCAGGUCAUUACGGCGUGGUUCGAGGUGCAGCGCAAGUGGAUGUACCUGGAGAGUAUCUUCAUCGGAUCGGAAGACAUUCGGAGUCAACUGCCGGAGGAUUCGAAGCGGUUUGACGGGAUUGACCGGGACUUUAAGUCGUUGCUCGGGGAAAUAAUCGCCAACCCAAACAUUGUCAAGUCUACUAACCGGGCGGGGCUGUACGAGAAACUGGAAAUGCUCCUUUCGGAGUUGAUUCUGUGCGAGAAGGCUCUGAACGACUACCUGGAAACGAAACGGCUCGCGUAUCCGCGAUUCUACUUUGUCUCUUCUGCCGACCUGCUGGACAUUCUGUCCAACGGAAACCAACCAGAACUGGUCGCCAAACAUCUCACCAAGCUGUACGACUCGCUGGCUAAGUUGGUGUUUGGCAAGAUCAUGAAAAAGUCCGCCGUCGGUAUGAUCUCCAAAGAGAACGAAGAAUACGUCGCGUUCAAGUCGGACUGCGACUGCAGCGGCAAGGUCGAAAUAUGGCUCAACCGAGUGACGGACUCGAUGCGGGUAACGCUGCACGACCUGUUUGAGCGAUCGGUGAGCGCGUACGAGGAGAAACCCCGCGACCAGUGGAUCUUCGAUUGGCCCGCUCAGCCGGCCCUCUGCGCAACUCAAAUCUGGUGGACCACAGAGGUGAACGUGGCGUUUGCGCGGCUUGAAGAGGGCUAUGAGAACGCUCUCAAGGACUACCAGAAGAAGCAGAUUGUCCAGCUGAACGCGCUUAUUGUGCUACUGUGCGGUGACAUGUCGCAGGGAGAUCGCCAGAAAAUUAUGACCAUCUGCACGAUCGAUGUGCACUCGCGAGACGUCGUAGCGAAGAUGAUCCAGCAAAAGGUCGAAACGGGACAGGCGUUUCAGUGGCAGAGCCAACUGCGGCAUCGGUGGGACGAGCAGGUACGGGACUGCUUUGCGAACAUCUGCGAUGCCCAGUUCCGGUACGACUACGAGUACCUCGGGAAUACGCCUCGGUUGGUGAUUACGCCGCUGACGGAUCGGUGCUAUAUUACACUGACGCAGUCGCUGCAUCUGAUCAUGGGCGGCGCACCGGCUGGACCGGCCGGAACUGGCAAAACCGAAACCACCAAGGACCUGGGCCGCGCGCUCGGCAUCAUGGUGUAUGUUUUCAACUGUAGCGAGCAGAUGGACUACAAAUCUUGCGGAAAUAUCUACAAGGGCCUGUCCCAGACCGGCGCGUGGGGCUGCUUCGACGAAUUCAACCGAAUCUCGGUCGAGGUCCUAUCGGUUGUGGCCGUCCAGGUGAAAUCGAUCCAGGAUGCAAUCAAGGGUGAACAGAAGUAUGCAACCCUUAGUGAUAUCAAGGGCAACAAGGAGAAAUUCAAUUUUAUGGGCGAAACCAUCUCGCUCAUCCCGACGGUCGGCAUCUUCAUCACGAUGAACCCGGGCUACGCCGGCCGUACCGAGCUACCGGAGAAUCUGAAAGCCCUGUUCCGGCCGUGCGCGAUGGUCGUGCCGGACUUUGAGCUGAUUUGCGAGAUCAUGCUGGUCGCGGAAGGCUUCCAGGAGGCUCGACUGCUUGCCCGCAAGUUCAUCACGCUGUACACGCUGUGCAAGGAGCUUUUGUCCAAGCAGGACCACUACGACUGGGGUCUGCGUGCGAUCAAGUCGGUGCUGGUGGUCGCCGGGUCGUUGAAGAGAAGCGAUCGCGAACGACCCGAAGAUCAGGUGUUGAUGCGAGCCUUGCGAGACUUUAACAUCCCCAAGAUUGUCACUGAUGACGUUCCGGUCUUUAUGGGUCUCAUUGGAGAUCUGUUCCCGGCGCUGGACGUCCCCCGAAAACGCUCACCAGACUUUGAACGACUGAUCCGCAAGUCAGCGAUCGAGCUGAAACUUCAACCCGAGGACAACUUCAUCCUGAAGGUUGUCCAACUGGAAGAACUAUUCGCCGUCCGUCACUCGGUGUUCAUCGUGGGAUUCGCCGGAACCGGCAAAUCUCAAGUCUGGAAGACGCUGUUCAAGACAUAUCAAAACCAGAAGCGAAAGCCGCACUUUAACGACCUCGACCCGAAAGCGGUUACCAACGACGAACUGUUCGGGAUCAUUAAUCCGGCGACGCGAGAAUGGAAGGAUGGUCUGUUUUCGGUGAUUAUGCGAGACCAGGCCAACAUGGGCGGCACAGGACCCAAGUGGAUCGUUUUGGACGGUGAUAUUGACCCGAUGUGGAUCGAGAGCUUGAACACGGUCAUGGAUGACAACAAGGUGCUUACGUUGGCAAGUAACGAGCGGAUUGCGUUAACCAAGGAGAUGCGACUGCUUUUUGAGAUUUCAAAUCUGCGGACAGCAACACCAGCGACUGUUUCAAGGGCCGGAAUUCUGUACAUCAACCCACAGGAUCUCGGGUGGAAUCCAUUCGUCGCCUCUUGGAUAGAUUCCCGCGAGACGCAAGCCGAGAAGAGCAUCUUGUCCGUUCUGUUCGACAAGUACAUCCCGCCGUUAAUCGACGCCCACAAGCGGUUCAAAAAGAUUACCCCCAUCUCGGAGAUUGCGAUGAUCCAGAUGACGUGUCAUUUGCUGGACUGUUUACUAACGCCUAUCAACAUUCCACCGGAUAGUCCCAAGGAGUGGUACGAGAUUUACUACGUCUUUGCGGUAAUUUGGGGCUUUGGAUCGUCGCUGUACCAGGAUCAGCUGGUGGAUUGGCGGAACGAAUUUCACAAAUGGUGGAUCAAUGAGUUCAAAGCGAUUCGGUUCCCACCCGGUGGGACGAUAUUCAACUAUUACAUAGAUCCGGAAACGAAGAAGUUUAACCCGUGGACGGAUUUGGUGCCGAGCUUUGAGCUCGAUACGGACAUUCCGUUGCAGUCAAUUUUGGUUCCAACGGCGGAGACUACCCGUUUGAGAUGGUUCAUGGACAUUUUAAUCGAGGCAAAGCACCCGGUUAUGCUGAUUGGGGGAGCUGGAUCGGGGAAAAGCGUCAUCGUAGCGGACAAGCUGAACAACCUGUCGUACAACUAUGCCGUCACAAAUGUCCCCUUCAAUUUCUACACAACGUCGGAAAUGCUUCAACGUGUACUGGAAAAACCUCUCGAGAAGAAAGCCGGUCGUAACUUUGGCCCUCCCGGCAACAAGACCAUGGUCUACUUCGUGGACGACAUGAACAUGCCCGAAGUGGACACGUACGGCACCGUACAACCACACACGUUGAUUCGUCAAUUCAUGGACUAUCGCCACUGGUAUGACCGCACCAAGCUCACCCUCAAAGACAUCCACAACUGUCAGUUCGUAUCCUGCAUGAACCCCACAGCAGGGUCCUUCACGAUCGACCCUCGUCUGCAGCGUCACUUUUGUGUUUUCGCCGUCAGCUUCCCCUCGGGUGACCCGCUCUACCACAUCUACUAUUCGAUCCUAUCCCAACAUCUCGCCAACCCCCUCAACAAAUUCUCCCUUCCAACGCAGAAAAUCUGCGCCGCUCUAGUGUCCUGCGCGCUAACCCUGCACCAGCGCAUGGGCCAGACCUUCCUUCCAACGGCGAUAAAGUUCCACUACGUGUUCAACCUGCGCGAUCUCGCCAACAUCUUCCAGGGAAUGCUGUUCGCCAACGGGGAAACCUGCUCCGAGCCGAAUUUCCUCAUCCGUCUGUGGGUUCACGAGGCGACCCGCGUCUACAGUGACAAGCUGGUGGAUGACCGUGACAUCGAAACGUUCCGCAAGCUGCGUGGCGAAGUGGUCAAGAAGUCGUUUGAGGAGUUUGACGAAGCGAAGGUGUUUAAUUCGCCGAUCAUUUACUGUCACUUUGCCGAGGGGUUGGUCGAUCCCAAGUAUAUGCCGGUUGCUAGUUGGGAAAGCUUGAACAAGACGCUGGAGGAAGCGCAGUCGAAUUACAACGAUAUGAUUGGAGCGAUGAACUUGGUGCUGUUUGAGGACGCAAUGAGUCACGUUUGUCGGAUCAGUCGAAUUUUGGAAGCACCGAGGGGUAACGCACUGCUCAUUGGUGUUGGAGGUUCCGGUAAACAGUCCUUGUCCAGGUUGGCCUCUUUCAUCUCCGGUUUGGAAGUAUCUCAGAUUCAACUGAGGAAGGGUUACGGCAUUGCGGACUUGAAAGCCGAUUUGGCAGUGUUGUACAUGAAAACCGGCGUUAAGAAUGUUCCCUGCAUGUUCCUGAUGACAGACGCACAGGUUGCGGAUGAAUCAUUCCUGGUGUUGAUCAACGAUUUACUCGCUUCCGGCGAAAUCCCUGAACUCUUCCCGGAAGAUGAGAUCGACAAUAUUGUAAACGCACUUCGCAACGAAGUCAAACAGCUGGGGAUGCUGGACACAAAGGAAAACUGCUGGAAGUACUUUAUCGACAAGGUCCGCAAGUCGUUGAAGAUUGUGCUGUGCUUCUCACCGGUUGGAUCAACGCUCCGAAUCCGUGCCCGAAAGUUCCCGGCACUCGUAAACUGCACCGCCAUCAACUGGUUCCACGAAUGGCCCAAGACGGCCCUCGAAUCCGUCUCGACGCGUUUCCUAACUGACGUUGAAGUAAUGCCACGUGAUCUGGUCGAACCGGUUGCCGUCUUCAUGGCGUACGUUCACAGCACCGUCAACGAAAUGUCCCAGAUCUACCUGCAGAACGAGAAACGCUACAAUUACACGACUCCCAAGUCGUUUUUGGAGUUGAUAGCACUGUACUCGAAAUUCCUAACUGAGAAGUACGCCGAGCUGAGCGAUCGAGUCGUGCGGUUGGAGAGUGGUAUCCUGAAGCUGGCAGAGUGCGCCGAGCAGGUCGAUUCGCUGCAGAUUCAGUUAGCCGAGCAGGAAGUGGUGUUGAAGAAGAAGAACCAGGAAGCGGACAAACUGAUCAAAGUGGUCGGCGCUGAGAACGAAAUGGUGCAGAAGGAGAAGAACUUUGCCGCUGAGGAGGAAAAGAAGGUGCGCGUUAUUGAGGAGGACGUGGGAGCCAAGGCCAAAGUUUGCGAAGAAGAUUUGCGAAAGGCAGAACCAGCGCUUCUUGCUGCGCAAGCUGCUCUCGAUACGUUGGACAAGAACAACUUAACUGAGCUAAAGUCAUUCGGAUCACCUCCGGAACUGGUCGUGAAAGUGUGUGCGGCUGUAUUGGUUCUGUUCUCGCCGAAGGGAAAGAUUCCAAAGGAUCGUAGCUGGAAGGCUUGCAAACUGAUGAUGAACAAGGUUGAUGUAUUUUUGAACGAUUUGAUCUACUAUGACAAGGAGCACAUACAACCAGAUGUGGUGAAAGCGUUGCAAGAGUACCUUAAAGAUCCGGACUUUGAUCCCGAUAAAAUUCGUGCCAAGUCAGCGGCUGCGGCCGGUUUGUGUGCCUGGGUCAUCAACAUACACAGGUUCUACCAAGUCUACCAAGUCGUUGAGCCGAAGCAGCGUGCCCUGAACGAAGCUCAGUCCGAUCUGAAAGGCGCUCAGGAUAAGCUGAUGGAUUUAACCAACAAGAUCAACGAGCUGGAAGAACGAUUAGGCGUCAUCCAAGCGGAGUUCAACGAUGCCCUCGCCGAGAAGCAAAAAUGCCAGGACGAGGCGGACAAGACCGCCUUCACGAUUGACCUCGCGCACCGCCUGGUGAACGGACUGGCCUCGGAGAAUGUGCGCUGGCGGGAAUCGAUAGCGCACCUCAAGAGCCAAUCUGUGACUCUGCCUGGGGAUGUGCUAUUGAUUGCUUGCUUUAUCAGCUACGUCGGUUGCUUCACCAGACGGUACCGGGUCGAGCUGCAGGAGAAGAUGUGGAUACCGACGUUCCGGCUAUCCAAGCCUGCGAUACCGUUCACGGAGGGCGUCGAUCCGCUGAAUCUGAUCGUGGACGAUGCUGUCAUCGCUUCGUGGAACAACGAAGGACUACCAUCGGACCGGAUGUCGUCGGAGAAUGCCGCCAUCCUAACGUAUUCUUCCCGCUGGCCGUUGAUGAUUGAUCCUCAGCUGCAAGGAAUCAAGUGGAUCAAGCAGAAAUACGGAAGUAAUUUGACCGUUCUUCGACUUACCGUCAAGGGUUAUCUGGACGUUAUUGAAAAGUGUGUAGUCAACGGAAGCAUUCUGCUGAUUGAGAACAUCGGCGAGACGGUUGAUGCCGUGUUGGAUCCGCUUCUGGGGCGUAUGCUGGUCAAAAAGGGCAAAUGUUUGCGCAUGGGAGAGAAGGAAAUCGACUACAAUCCCAAGUUUCAGCUGAUUCUCCAGACGAAGCUUGCAAAUCCUCACUACAAGCCGGAAAUGCAAGCGCAGACCACGCUCAUUAACUUUACCGUCACUAGGGAUGGUCUGGAAGAGCAGUUGCUCGCCGAAGUGGUUAAAGCCGAACGACCUGAUCUCGAGCAGCAGAAAGCGGAUCUUACGACUCAACAAAACACGUUCAAGAUUACACUCAAGAUGCUGGAAGAUGAUCUGCUAAGUCGGCUCUCGUCGGCUGGCGAGAACGUGUUGGAAGACGCCAGUCUGGUCUUGAACCUGGAGAAGACCAAAAAGACGGCAGCAGAAGUAGAAAUCAAAGUGCGCGAAGGCAAGAAGACAUCCGAGGCUAUCGACAUCGCUCGUGAGAGUUACCGACCAGCGGCGGAACGUGCCUCCAUCCUUUACUUUAUCCUGAACGACCUGCACAAGAUCAACCCAAUCUACCAGUUUUCGCUCAAAGCCUUCACGACUGUCUUCAAGGAUGCCAUUGCCGUAACUCCCCCAGCAGAGAAGUUGAAGGAUCGCGUGAUCAAUCUGAUCGAUUCGAUUACGUUUGCCGUGCACAUGUACACGAGCCGUGGUUUGUUCGAAAAGGACAAGCUGAUCUUUAUGGCCCAGAUGGCGAUUCAGAUUUUGCUGCAGGCGAAGGAGAUCGAUCCGGCCGAGUUGGACUUUUUGCUGCGGUUCCCGUUCACACCGAACUUGACGUCGCCGUUUGACUUUUUGACGAACGCCGGUUGGGGUGGCAUUAAGGCGCUGUCGAACAUGGAUGAGUUCCGUUCGCUGGACAAGGAUAUUGAGGGGUCGGCCAAGAGAUGGCGCAAGCUGAUCGAGUCGGAGUGUCCGGAGCGGGAGAAGAUGCCCGGCGAGUGGAAAAACAAGAACGCAUUGCAGCGACUUUGCAUCAUGCGUUGCUUGAGACCGGAUCGGAUGACGUACGCGGUUCGGGCGUUUGUUGAGGAGAAAUUGGGCGCCAAGUUUGUGGAGGCUAGGAUGGUCGAGUUUGACAAGUCCUUCAAGGAAACAAGUUCGUCAACGCCAGUAUUUUUCAUUUUAUCUCCCGGGGUGGAUCCACUGAAGGACGUCGAGAAACUUGGCAAAAAGAUGCGCUUCUCGACGGACAACGGCAACUUCCACAACGUAUCGCUUGGUCAGGGUCAAGAAGUGGUGGCUGAAGGUGCAAUUGACGUAGCGUCCAAGGAAGGUCACUGGGUCAUUCUUCAGAACAUUCAUCUGGUCGCGAAGUGGCUCGCUACGCUGGAGAAGAAGAUGGAAGCAACGCUGGAAGAUGCACAUGAGAAUUAUCGGCUGUUUAUCAGUGCUGAGCCAGCCAUGUCCGCCGAGUAUCACAUAAUUCCGCAGGGAAUCUUGGAGUCUGCGAUCAAGAUCACAAAUGAGCCGCCGACGGGAAUGCUGGCAAACAUUCACAAAUCUUUGGACAAUUUUAAUCAGGAAACGCUGGAACAGUGUGGAAAGGAAGCGGAGUUCAAGGCAAUACUCUUUGCACUGUGCUACUUCCAUGCCGUAGUCGCCGAACGGAGGAAGUUUGGUCCGCAGGGUUGGAACCGGGUCUACCCGUUCAACGUGGGUGAUCUGACAAUCAGCGUGUAUGUUCUGUACAACUACUUGGAAGCGAACAAUCGCGUUCCGUGGGAAGAUUUGCGCUACCUUUUUGGAGAGAUUAUGUACGGAGGACACAUUACCGACGAUUGGGAUAGACGGCUUUGUCGGACCUACCUGGAAGAGUUUAUGCAGCCCGAACUGGUCGAUGGAGACUUGAACCUCUGCAUCGGCUUUCCAGCUCCACCAAAUUUGGAUUACGUCGGCUAUCACAAUUACAUUGACGACAACCUGCCCGUUGAGUCCCCGUACCUCUACGGACUGCAUCCGAACGCUGAAAUUGGCUUUCUUACGACCCUCUCGGAGCAGCUUUUCAAGACCAUUUUCGAGUUGCAACCGCGUGACUCGGGAGCGACCAGUGGAUCUAGCGUUAGUCGUGAAGACGUUGUCAAGUCCAUCAUCGAAGAGUUUAGCGACAAACUGCCGGAGGAGUUCAACAUGCCCGAACUAAUGGCGCGGGUCGAAGAUCGCACGCCGUUCGUGAUCGUAGCCUUCCAAGAGUGCGAGCGGAUGAACAUUUUGGUUCGGGAAAUGAAGCGUACUCUGCGGGAACUGAUGCUGGGACUCAAGGGCGAGCUGACCAUUACAUCGGACAUGGAAGACCUGGAAUCGUCGCUCUUUUUCGAUCACGUGCCCGACAACUGGACCAAGCGGGCGUACCCGUCGAUGUUUGGCCUUCAGUCUUGGUUUGCCGAUCUGACGAUCCGUAUCAAGGAGCUGGAAGCGUGGUCCAACGACUUCAAUCUGCCUUCGUCGGUGUGGCUGGCCGGAUUCUUCAAUCCGCAGAGCUUCCUGACGGCUAUCAUGCAGCAGACGGCUCGUAAGAACGAGUGGCCUCUGGACAAGAUGUGCCUCAGCUGUGACGUAACGAAGAAGUUCAAGGAGGACAUUAGCGCUCCACCGAGGGAGGGAGCGUACGUGAACGGGCUGUACAUGGAGGGAGCUCGCUGGGACACGAACAUUGGUUCGAUUGCGAGCUCGCGGUUGAAGGAGUUGUUCCCACAAAUGCCGGUCAUUUUUAUCAAGGCGAUUACGCAGGACAAACAGGACACGAAGAAUAUCUACGAAUGUCCGGUGUACAAGACGAGGAUUCGCGGACCGACCUACGUGUGGACCUUCAAUUUGAAGAGCAAGGAGAAGGCGUCCAAGUGGACUCUGGGAGGUGUUUGUUUGUUGCUGCAAGUUUAACUGAGCACUGUGAGUUUGCUGUGAUGGAUUUGUGAAAUUCACCUUUUAGUGUUUGUAUUUUGAAAUAUAUUCAUAUUGAUUGCUUG
Molecule: messenger RNA, 13887 nt
Organism: Culex pipiens pallens (northern house mosquito)
Lineage: Eukaryota; Metazoa; Arthropoda; Insecta; Diptera; Culicidae
Product: dynein beta chain, ciliary-like
Exons: 18
Coding region: 104-13801 (4565 amino acids)
Biological process (GO): microtubule-based movement
Cellular component (GO): dynein complex
Molecular function (GO): minus-end-directed microtubule motor activity; ATP binding; dynein intermediate chain binding
Source: RefSeq, a predicted model, not a curated record